AUGAAGAACGGUCAGAUCAAGGUCUGCGUAGACUUUUGCAACCUGAAUAAGGCAUGCCCGAAAGAUAAGUUUCCAUUGCCCCAUGUUGACACACUUGUUGAUUCUACAACGGGCCAUCAGAUGUCCUCCUUCAUAGAUGGGAUCAGUGGUUAUAACCAGAUCAAAAUGGCACUAGAAGAUGCAGAAAAUACGGCUUUCAGAAAGCCCUUGGGAAAUUUUUUCUAUAGGGUGAUGCCUUUCAAUUUGAAAAACGCGGGGGCAACCUACCAACGGGCUAUGACUGCAGUGUUCCAUGACAUGUUGCAUCAUGAAGUGGAAGUAUAUGUGGAUGAUCUGGUGGUCAAGUCUACUGAGGUUGUGACCCGGAGUGAUCCAGUCCGCUACUUGCUGAGCAAGCCUACUCGGACUGGAAGAAUGGCAAGAUGGCUCUUGGCUAUAGUAGAAUAUGACAUCACUUAUGUUACUCUGAAGGUAAUUAAGAGCCAAGCACUUGCAGACAAACUGGCCCAAUUCCUAUGUGGUAAACAUGAACCUGCAGAGGUACCCCUACCACGUGAGGUCCAUGUCUCAGUAGUUGCAAUCAUGUCUUAUUGGGACUUAAAAUUUGAUGGAGCUUCCGGAGCUGAGAAAGGUGGAGCUGGCAUAACACUAACCGGUCAAGCAGGAGAGAAGUUUCAUCUAUCAUAUAAGCUUGACUUUGAAUGUUCGAACAACAAGGCUAAAUAUGAGGCGUUGAUACUGGGUCUAAUAGCUGCCCAAAAGAAGGGCCUCCACAAGUUAAAAAUUUAG
Messenger RNA from Camellia sinensis, 789 nucleotides. The record is from RefSeq and is a predicted model, not a curated record. Lineage: Eukaryota; Viridiplantae; Streptophyta; Magnoliopsida; Ericales; Theaceae.